AAAAUGCCCAAUUUAUCAGGUGGUUUCAGGCUUCAGUUUGUUUUUCUUCUAUCGGAGGCGAAGAAGAGUAAGAAUCCCCAGUCGUCUUAGCUGCUGUCAGUACCACACCAAUGGCUGCGAUCUUAGCUCGCAAGUCUCUCUCCGCGCUUCGUGCUCGUCAGCUUGCUGUAUCUGGACAAGCAUUGCAGGGCUCACACCAAUAUGCACUGCGUUCUAGUGCGCAUUUAUAUUCCACCAAAAAAGAUGAUGAAGAAAGAGAACAGCUUGCAAAGGAGAUUUCCAAGGAUUGGAAUUCUGUUUUUGAGAGAAGCAUAAACACACUAUUUCUUACUGAAAUGGUUCGCGGUUUGAUGUUAACACUCAAGUAUUUCUUUGAAAAAAAAGUGACUAUUAAUUACCCAUUUGAGAAGGGUCCUUUGAGCCCCCGGUUUCGUGGUGAGCACGCCCUCCGACGAUAUCCAACAGGAGAGGAACGUUGCAUUGCCUGCAAACUCUGUGAAGCUAUAUGUCCUGCACAGGCGAUAACAAUAGAGGCUGAGGAACGUGAAGAUGGAAGCCGUAGGACAACUAGGUAUGAUAUUGACAUGACAAAAUGCAUCUAUUGUGGAUUUUGCCAGGAGGCAUGCCCUGUUGAUGCAAUUGUUGAGGGGCCCAACUUUGAAUUUGCAACAGAGACUCAUGAGGAGCUUCUGUAUGACAAGGAGAAGCUACUUGACAAUGGGGACCGUUGGGAGACUGAGAUUGCAGAGAACCUGAGAUCGGAGAGUCUCUAUCGUUGAGGUUUUCUUGCUCGUUGAUACUAAAAUUUUUCACAAGAAAAUAAAAGAUCUGUAUAUGGUCUUGAAUACUCGUAUUGAAAAUUUUUGUGAUUCAGUAUUUUUUUUUUUUUUUAAUUUGCUGUUCCUGCUACAUUUUAAAGAACUUCAGUUACAAGAUCAAUGUUUCUGUUUGAAGAAUUUCUAGAAUUGUAGUUUGAUGAUAAUGCACAUGUAGCUGCAGUCCUGUUUGGACCUGAUUGUUGGUCAAUGGGCUUUGGUCCUUUGCAAAAUUGAGUGAGUCAAUAUUUUUCUUAGAAUUUUUGUACAUUGGAAUUAGGAGAUGAAGUGUCGAUCCUAAGACUGUUUUUAACUUUGUAUCAUCAAUAUUAUAGUUAAUAAAAAUUCACAAUGAUUAUCAAAACAA
Hevea brasiliensis (rubber tree) is the source of this 1182-nucleotide messenger RNA. RefSeq names its product NADH dehydrogenase [ubiquinone] iron-sulfur protein 8, mitochondrial. The transcript is spliced from 8 exons. The record is from RefSeq and is a predicted model, not a curated record. Lineage: Eukaryota; Viridiplantae; Streptophyta; Magnoliopsida; Malpighiales; Euphorbiaceae. Gene Ontology annotation, biological process: mitochondrial respiratory chain complex I assembly; mitochondrial electron transport, NADH to ubiquinone. Gene Ontology annotation, cellular component: membrane. Gene Ontology annotation, molecular function: 4 iron, 4 sulfur cluster binding; NADH dehydrogenase activity. The coding region runs from base 111 to 779 and encodes 222 amino acids.